Messenger RNA from Stylophora pistillata, 4424 nucleotides. RefSeq lists its product as uncharacterized. The record is from RefSeq and is a predicted model, not a curated record. NCBI's taxonomy places the organism in Eukaryota, Metazoa, Cnidaria, Anthozoa, Scleractinia, Pocilloporidae. Gene Ontology annotation, cellular component: nucleus. Gene Ontology annotation, biological process: regulation of transcription by RNA polymerase II. Gene Ontology annotation, molecular function: DNA-binding transcription factor activity, RNA polymerase II-specific.
ACUAUCUUCGAACUGAUUCUUACCUGGAAAGUUUUUCAUCUUCCAUUAAGUUGUUAUAUUUCAAAAUGGCGAGAUACGGAAACCAAGGCGUUCCAGUGUUAAGCUUUCAUAAUCCAGCAGGAAUGAUUCUCUAUCCUAAAGGUCUAAACACAUACGCCAUGGGAAAUACAAGGGCUCGAGACGUGACAGAAUUAUUAGGAACCUCGAAAGAACAACACCUGGAUUUGCUGCUGCUAGCGUCUGGCGAUGUAAGGAAUUUUUUGUUCACUGUAUCCGAGCUAUCAUUGAGGAGACCUCACGAUCGUCCGAGGAGUUUAAGUUUCCAUUUUAACGACUACGACCCAUCGGUGAUUGCUCGCAAUGCUGUGCUCAUACAAGUCGCGAAUGAGAUAAAUCCUGAUAUCCCAGCUGAUGUGGACUUCUUGUGGAAUAUCUGGUAUAAUUUGGCUCUUUCUCAGGACAACUUUGACCGACUGCAACAGGUAAUGUGUAGAUUGCUUGCGAAAAAAUUUGACAGCGCAGAAAGUAUCUUGAAGUUUGAAGAUGGCGCUGUUCUCCGGGAAUGUUUCGACAUUUGGAAGGAUUGGAUGACUCUUGAUCUUGACGUAAGAAAGGUUAAGGAGGAAAGAACCACACUGAUUGAAAGCAAAAUGCAAGAACUCAAAUUUGACGUGGAUGCUCAGUGUUUGGGUGUACUAUCAGAAAUGAUGAUGGGACUUAGUCAAGAAGCAGACACGCAAUUUUUCGAAGCAACUCAUGCGAAUCCAUUUUAUACGGAAGUAAAGCACUGGUUUUGCGAAGGUUCCACUUCGAAUGAGUCCGCGAGGACAAAUCCAACCUUGAUUCGUCCAUUUGAUCAUAAAUGGAGGUUACAUUAUAAUUCUUGUGUGUUUGAAAGUUACUUGCCAAUCGAAAGGGACCAGCUCUUACGAUGUAAAUCUCUGACGGCAGCUUGCAAAGAAAACUUGAAACUGAUGCUGAAACGCUUCCAGCGACAGAGGAAGAACAAGCAAACUUUUUUGAAGGUUACUCUGUGGACAGGCGAUGCACUUGCUUUGUGUACAAGUGGCUUUCCUCCAGAAAUGUCAUUCGACGUUAUCGACACAAGUAAUCUCAGCGAUCACAUUGGUUUGCUAAAUGUUCUUGUUUGCUGUGCCCCAAGGUUGAAAGUGCCGAACAGAUCUCUCUUGUUUACAUCAAGCAUGCUAUGGUGUGGAGGUUGUGAAAAUGUGGCGGAAUAUUACAACAAAUGUGUUGGUGUUCCUUUCCAACUUCUUCCCACUAUUCUGGGCUUGAAGCUGGCUGUAGAAAUUGAACUGGGAAGCAGCAAACUUCCUGACAAAAUGGAAACUUCAGAGGAGAUUCUUUGCUGGGUGAAGGCGGACAUUAGGAGGACUCUAUUGGAAAUAGACAAAACCAGUGACGUUGUACAAGGCCUAUUUCGGCUCGCAGAGCGAUGCUUUGAUUUGCUGAAUGAACAAACAAAACCACUGGUGGAUGGACAGACCUUCAUUGGGAGUCAGGUGUAUGGCACAACCCUGUCGUCACCUCUUACAUUCCUUCGAAUCAUUCAUCAGAUACAACCGCUUGUUAAAGGAGGAGCCGACCGACUAUUUGAACUUCUUGAAACACUUUUGCCACCUGAGUUCCACAAAAAGCACAGUCUGUCUUGGAAUUUUCUCAAAGCAUCGAUCGGGAAUGAACGAGGGCCCGUAGUUGAAAUAAAGGUUAACUGUAACAUGACGGUGCCCUCUUGGUACAAGGGAACACCAAUGCCAAUGAUUUGCAUCGUGGAACCAAGCAUGAUUCAUCAGUUUAAGGCACAGAUGCUCUCUGGUCAGAUGAGAUCCACAGAAACGAUAUUUCCAUCAAUUUACAACAGCUUACGUUAUGAUGACAAAGCCAAUAUUGUAACAUUUCAUGCUAGUGAGAAAGACUGGAACGAGAUGAAGUCAAAUGCGUUCAUGUGGAUUUUCUCCAGCGACAUGAACCCCGUCGUAAAUAGCGACCCAGUGUUUCUCGGAGGAGAAACCAUUAAAACAAGCCGAUGCGUUGAUCCGGUCAAGAAAUUUGGGUUAUUUUCAGCGCAGGCUUUUACCGUGACCGAAACAGGUGCAAACUGCCAAGUACUCAAGAUCAACAAAGUCGAGGAGAAUACGUUUUCGUAUAAUGAAGAACUUGACAUACUGGACUUACAACAAUGCACAGCCAGCACAAUGAAGAUUAGCUUUUCUCCAAUUAAAUGCCCAGUUGAACUCCAGAUAUACUUCGAGGGAGCAACAGGAAACCCGCUGCAGAUAUACUUUUCAUGUUCUGUGAAUGAGAACUUGGCCAAGUUCCAGAUUUCACGCACGCGCAAAAAAAUACUUUGUCACAUUCCUAAAAGAGAAGAUGGAACAGUGGGCGAGCUAGUGAUACAGAAUGUGGCUCCAGUCCCCUUCCAUACCAUGUUAUUAUGGGAUGGCAAACAGCACGACAAAAAAAUGUUCAGCAAAAUGUUUCGCACAAAGCUUGAUCUUGAGCUUAAGUCUCAAAGAAAGAGUGGUUCGCCGUUUUAUAACCUCAGGGAAUCCAUUACCAUGAUUUUGUGCAAGCAUUCAGAAGAACCUAAGACGCCCUUGGUUCAUUGCGUUGAUGAGCUUGGAAUCAUUGAAGAGCCUUAUCAAACGCAGGACAAUAUGAAAAGGAAGAAGGGCUUUGUUAUCAAAGUACAGGAGAUGUACAAGUGGAAGUUCCUUCCUGUUGCAAAAGUUUUAUUCUGCGAUUGUCAAAGUUUAGCUGACAAGCUUCAAAAUAAUCCAACGGACGUCCAUCUGAUGGCGAAUUUCUUUUCCAACACCUGGUUACACUUGGUGCAUAGAAUUGUGGCUGAUGGUGAGGAGAAGACCCUGCUCCGUAAAAUGCUCUACACAAAUGCCGCAAGAGUAGAUCAGGAGAGUGAAUCUAGUGUGUGGAAGAAUUCCUUUAUUACUCUUUUGUUCCCUAGACAAAGAACUCUUGACUUGUUUGCUGGAUUGUUUAAAGGAAAACUGAAAGACUUCCCUUUUCACCCGUGUUCAUUUCCUCAUCAAGCAAGACAGCCAGGAGAGCAUUCCACCCAAGACAGUUUCUCAGCAUUCCUAGCGGACUUCGCACGCCAAAUGGUUAAUUUUAACAAGGGGCCAAGAGAUACAUCGGACUGUAACCUCUCAGAGUGGGGAUCUCCUCUAAAGGAGCCAGAAUGCGCCUUCUGCCAUUCAAAGGAAGGCACUCUGAAGCGAUGUCUUGGCUGCAAAAGGGUUUUCUACUGUAGUAGAAAUUGCCAGAAAAAGCACUGGAGGGAACAUAAAACAGACUGCCAAAGUAUCUCUUAGAUUAUCGAAUUGACAAGUUACAACUUUCUUCGAUCUUUUUCCAAAGCACACCACUAGCCAUGAAAUUUUACCACAAUUAUUGUUUUCUCCCGUCAUCGAAAUUGAAAGUUCAUGUAUGCAUUCGAAGCUCAUGUUGAGUUACUAAACAUAACAAUAUUAAAUUUUUGUCUAGUUUCAAAACUUGUAAAAGCAUUAGUGAUGAGACAAAACCAAAUGAAAAUACUUUCUUUCUUUAUUUUGUUAAGUUCUCCCUCGUGUUUUGUAAUGACACGAAGCUAAUGUUGGGGCUCUAGUUAGCGCUGUCCAUUAAGCGACAUGUGGCCAAGAAACUAGAAAUUGAUAUCUGACAAGUUAUGUUUGUAAAUGUUUUGGGGGGAAUUUCAUGUUUUGUCAACAGAGUGUGAAGCAAAAUUGUGAGAGCGAGUUUCUUUACGGUUACGACGAAGAUCGUCGUUACAUUAUUCACGAUUUCCUCUGCUGUUCAAACUGCACAGUGAUGCAAUUAGCGAUUUAGCUUAUUGUUUAUGAAAGUCCUUUUAAUGAAGGCUUCUAUCAUUCACUCCAUGUAAAUAAUCAUGAUUAUCAUGUACAUGUGUACCCACCCUUACAGCUGUUGGGUCUCCUCAUUCAUUGUUCAUGAUUUGUAGGAGUGGAUGUUUUUUGCGAUCAGCGAUUCAGCUUUCUUAUUGUUAAUGAAAGUAUUUUUAAUGAAUAGCUUCUAUCAUUCACUCCGUGUAAAUAAUCACGAUUACCAUGUACAUGUGUACCCUUACAGCUGUUGGGUCUCAUCAUUCAUUGUUCAUGAUUUGUAGGAGUCGAUGUUUUUUUGCGAUCAGCGAUUUAGCUUUCUUAUUGUUAAUGAAAGUAUUUUUAACUAAUAGCUUCUAUCAUUCACUCCGUGUAAAUAAUCAUGAUUACCAUGUACAUGUGUACCCUUACAGCUGUUGGGUCUCAUCAUUCAUUGUUAAUGGUUUUUAGGAGUCGAUGCUUUUUGCGAUCGAGUGUCUCAUCCUCUGAGAGAUGCUCUUUGUUUACAAACUUAGAGCAGAACACUCUCAACAGAUGUAUAAA